Molecule: messenger RNA, 1010 nt
Organism: Jaculus jaculus (lesser Egyptian jerboa)
Lineage: Eukaryota; Metazoa; Chordata; Mammalia; Rodentia; Dipodidae
Gene: Dhrs9
Product: dehydrogenase/reductase 9
Exons: 4
Coding region: 51-1010 (319 amino acids)
Source: RefSeq, a predicted model, not a curated record
CUUUUAUCUCACAUGAAAGGAGUGCACCUGUCACAUACAGGAAGAAGAAAAUGCUCUUUUGGGUGUUGGCCCUUCUAAUCCUCUGUGCUUUUCUAUGGAAUUACAAAGGACAAGUAAAGAUUGCAGACAUCGCAGAUAAGUACAUUUUCAUCACUGGGUGUGACACGGGCUUUGGAAAUUUGGCGGCUAGAACUUUUGAUAAGAAAGGGUUUCAUGUCAUUGCUGCCUGUCUGACUGAGUCAGGAUCAACAGCUUUGAAGGCAAAAACCUCAGAGAGACUUCACACGGUGCUUCUGGAUGUCACUGACCCAGAGAAUGUCAAGAGGACCGCCCAGUGGGUGAAAAACCACGUUGGUGAAAAAGGUCUCUGGGGUCUGAUCAAUAACGCUGGUGUCCUUGGUGUGCUGGCUCCCACCGACUGGCUCACAGUGGAGGACUACAGAGAACCUAUUGAAGUGAACCUGUUUGGACUCAUCAAUGUGACACUAAAUAUGCUUCCCUUGGUCAAAAAAGCUCAAGGGAGGGUUAUCAACGUCUCUAGCAUCGGAGGCCGGCUUGCAUUCGGUGGAGGGGGCUACACUCCAUCCAAAUAUGCAGUGGAGGGCUUCAACGACAGUUUAAGGAGGGACAUGAAAGCUUUUGGUGUGCAUGUCUCAUGCAUUGAACCAGGACUGUUCAAAACAGAUUUGGCGGAUCCAAUCAAGACAACUGAGAAAAAGCUCGCCAUUUGGAAGCACCUGUCUCCAGAUAUCAAACAACAAUAUGGAGAAGGCUACAUUGAAAAAUGUCUAAACAAACUGAAGAGCACUACGUCCUCCGUGAACGUGGACCUCUCUCUGGUGGUCGAGUGCAUGGACCACGCUCUAACAAGUGUCUUCCCAAAGACUCGCUAUAUUGCUGGAAAAGAUGCCAAGACAUUUUGGAUACCUCUGUCUCAUAUGCCAGCAGUGUUGCAAGACUUUUUAUUGUUGAAACAGAAAGUAGAACUGGCUAAUCCCAAAGCAGUGUGA